Fusarium keratoplasticum is the source of this 768-nucleotide messenger RNA. Its product is annotated as AB hydrolase-1 domain-containing protein. Lineage: Eukaryota; Fungi; Ascomycota; Sordariomycetes; Hypocreales; Nectriaceae. The record is from RefSeq and is a predicted model, not a curated record. The transcript is spliced from 2 exons. Bases 1 to 768 code for a protein of 255 amino acids.
AUGUCUUCUGUCAAGCCUACCAUCGUCUUUGCCCCUGGCGCCUGGCAUACUGCAGACUGCUUCGACGUUGUCCGGGAAGCACUCCACGCCCGCGACUGGACUACCGAGGCCGUUGAAUACCCUUCCGUCGGCGCUGAACCACCCACCAAAGGCCUAGCUGACGACGCGAACGCUGUGCGUGCUAGUAUUGAGCGUCUCGCCGAUGAGGGGAAGAAAGUUGUCCUCGUUGUGCACUCAUACGGCGGCCUGGUUGGCGCAAACGCAGUUGAAGGGUUGGGCUAUAAACAGCGCCUGCGAGAGGGCAAGACGGGUGGGGUGAUACUCUUCGUGUAUCUGGCGGCUUUUGUGACGCCGCUUGGAAAAAGCAUCAAGGAAAUGCUUGGAGGCCAGUUUCUACCAUGGAUGAGGCCUGAGGGAGAUUACGUUUACGCCGAUACACCCGAAACGAUCUUCUAUCACGACGUGGAACCAGAGGCUCAAAAGAAGGCCCUUGACGCCCUGAAACACCAGUCCGGCCGUGUCUUCACUGACACCGUCACAUAUGAGCCCUGGCGUGACAUCGAUUGCUUCUACUUCUUCUGCGACGGAGAUCAGGCACUGGCACUGCCAAUACAGCAACACAUGGCUUCGCUGCUGGGGCCUGAUGCAGCAAGCUUCCAUUCCCAGGGCUCUCAUUCCCCGUUCCUCUCGCAGCCCCAAGAAGUGGUUGAGGGACUCGAGUAUGCGGCAAAGGUUGGGCUGGAGAAGACAGCGAUGCCUCAAGUCUGA